Molecule: messenger RNA, 2406 nt
Organism: Drosophila gunungcola (fruit fly)
Lineage: Eukaryota; Metazoa; Arthropoda; Insecta; Diptera; Drosophilidae
Product: CLIP domain-containing serine protease B4
Exons: 6
Coding region: 682-1938 (418 amino acids)
Biological process (GO): proteolysis
Molecular function (GO): serine-type endopeptidase activity
Source: RefSeq, a predicted model, not a curated record
UUCGGCUGCUCUUUGGCUUUGGCCCAAGCUGACUUUAUUGCCCGAUAAUUGGUUUUUCGAGCUCUCUUUUUGUUUUGAUUCGUCGCCGCUGAAAUCGAAAUCUGAAUAGAGCUAGCUGGACGUGGAAGUAAGAUAUGCAUGCUGGCUCGGAGAUUGAACCAAUUUAUUUCAAUUUCGCACUUGGACGGACGACGUUGUGUAAGCGGUCUCCCAAUUUCAGAUUCGAUCGUUCGAAAUGCGGCGCACAGAACUUGUCACCCUAUUAAUCUGCGUCCUGUGGCUAAGUGGUAAGUAUUCCGCUGGAUCCCUAAACAACGAAUGACUCAAGAAACGAACGUGCGUGGGGUGGGGGGUAAUUAAAGAACAGCCCGCUAAGUGGGUCAAGGUCGGCGGCUAGAAAUUCCCAGCGGCAAAGCGAAGGGCAACAAACCGCGCGAACGAUGGAAAACGGCGAACCAAAAAAGGGAUCACGGAGCCUCCGCCUGCCACUGCAUCCGCUUGGGAAAGUGUGGCAGCUUCACCCGCCUCCUGCUCCAUCACGGCCCCGGAGAGCAGUCCGCUGUGUUUGCCAAGGUGCACGACGCCAGUUGUGGCUUCCAAGGCCUCGAGCCGCUCGUCUGUUGCCCCACAUCUCGCAAACAAUACCACGAUGAGUCAUCUUCGGCAAAACCAAGCCGCAAGAUGCGUUUUGCACCGCCGGAUGAUCGUUGGAUUUGGGAUGAUGGGGGCGACAGCAGGGGCAGUAGGCACUCGCCCUCCCACUCGGAUUAUCUGGAAGCGGAAACAGAUCUGCACGACUACUGGAACUUCGAGGAGAAACGCAACUGCCCGCAGCCCGUGGAACCAGAGUUCUUUGACCGGCGAUUCGGAGGGAACCACCACUUCCUCUACAACGUAGACCACAGCAACCAGGACACGGCAUCACCGCGGCCCGCUCCCAAGGAUAAACCCAUCGUGUUUCCCGGAGAUCUGCGCUUCCUACGGGACGACCUAAUCUCUAACCUGAACCAAGGCCCUCCCCUGGCGCCGUUUACCACAACUUCAUUUAUGCCGAUUGCAACAAGUCCCGCUCCUCCAUCCACAAGCACCACAUCGUUACCCCCUAAUGACCCGGUAAGCCAAGAGAACUCUCCAGGAUGUGGGAUAAGUGUGGAGAGCAGACUGCUAGGAGGAGAACAGGCCGCUGCAGGGCAAUAUCCGUGGCUGGCGAGGAUCGCCUAUCGCAACCGAAGCAGCAGCCGCAUUAGCUUCCGCUGCUCCGGAUCCCUAAUCUCCAGCAACCACAUCGUUACUGCCGCCCAUUGUGUGGUCAAUUUGGUCAGCGACUUGGAACUAUCCCAUAUUCGAUUGGGGGAUCAAGAUGGCUCAACCCCCUUUGCCAUCGAGCGGGUAAUAGUGCAUCCUAACUUCGAUCAGCCUAGAUAUGCCAACGACAUUGCCCUCCUAAGAAUCAAUACCACGAAUGGAGCCUUUACACCCAUCUGCUUACCCUUGAACGGGUCAACCACCCUCGGGAACAGGCUGAUUGGACAAACGGGAGUUGCUGCCGGUUGGAGUACUGGGAAUCCGGAAAAUAAUGGGUCGACGGACUCCUCGAACUCUACCGCCGCAGUGCGCUUCAUCCGUUUGCCCAUAGUGAACACCACCAGCUGCGCCAUCGCCUAUGCUAGUCUCAGCGAAAACUUUCAGCAGCCCAUUGUCAUCACCCCAAACCACCUGUGCGCCCAGGGAAUGCCCAUGAACGACGUCUGCCGCGGUGACAGUGGAGGACCCUUCAUGGACGACGGAUCCUCCGGGAUUUUCGGAGCAAGUGGAGUCCACACGCUCAUUGGCAUCGUGGCCUUUGGACCCACGCUGUGCGGUGUAACCACCAUUCCGGGGGUCUAUACCCUGGUAAGCAGCUUCUCCGAUUGGAUGCUGCGGAGCAUCAGCGGAUGAACGGACCAGUGACAGAACCUAGCUCAUCCAAAGCUUUCAAUGCCAAAGUAAUCACACUACAUCCAAAUAAGAAAAGAUGAAUCAUGCAAUUUAUGGAUUAAUGAAAACAGUUCUGCUUCCUAUUUAGAUCAACACAACGCUAAUAAAUUUUACAUUUUUUGGUACAACUUAAAUUUGUAUUAUCCGAACUCCUGUGAAAAAUGUGGCUCAUAAUGUUCUUAGGUAACGAAAAGCUUAUGCACAUCCAAUUAGUUUCAUAAAAGUUAGCUGACUACCACCGCAUUGUAAAGGUGAAUAAAAUAUUUCCAAGAUUAAUUCGAUUAUGAAAGCAAUUAAUAUUGUCUAUGCUGAUUUGGACAUUUGUGAAAAUUGAGUGUUAUUUUUUUGCUUCAUUUUAUUUUUCAUUAUUUUACAAGCAUUGUAAAAGAUUCAGAUUAAACUUUCUAGGCACAUUUUCUUAGCGAAGUU